UUCGCCACACAAAAAGUGGAAGUGGAUGGACAGCCUAAAGUUUUUAAAGGACGUUGAAAUGGACAACUUGAACACACAAGGCAAUUAUGGCACCGUGACUACAGAAGGUGACGACUCCUUCCUCAGCGACCUUGGUGAAUCCGCCUGUAGCAGUGUCAGUUUAAAUAUGCUUCCUCAAUCACCGCAGACGCAGACGCAGACACAGACACAGACUGGACGGAAACGUAAAAUAGAGGAAUUGCUUGAAAGCUCGAAUAGAUACUUUCAAAGAGUGACGACGUUAGCAGAGGAAAUGUUGGUCGGUGGCACGGAGAGAUCCGCCAUUCAAUUAUUUUUUGAAAGCCUUGCCAAGCAGGCGGAGGGAGCAAAUUUAAAUAGCCUGGAAAUGUCGGAGUUACAACUCCAAAUGUCUCAAACAUUCCACCAAUUUUUAGUAAAUCGCAAAAAAUAAGUUUUAAAUAAAAACUCAUUCUUUCCAAGUAUAU
This is a messenger RNA of Bactrocera neohumeralis, 485 nucleotides long. RefSeq lists its product as uncharacterized. The transcript is spliced from 2 exons. Bases 26 to 451 code for a protein of 141 amino acids. Lineage: Eukaryota; Metazoa; Arthropoda; Insecta; Diptera; Tephritidae. The record is from RefSeq and is a predicted model, not a curated record.